AUGGGGCCGCGGGCUGCGGCGGGGCAGGCGAGGGCCCAGCAGCUGCAGGAGCUGUGGAGCCGGACGGAGAGGGCGGAACGGAGGCUGCUGGCCUGCGAAAACCUGGUCGGGGAGCUGGGCAGCAACCUGGCGGCCCUGGGCAGCCUCCUCCAGGACUACAGGCACCUCCAGCAGCGGUUGGACAACGUGGAGAAUCUCCUGAAGAACAGAAAUUUCUGGAUCCUGCGGCUGCCCCCCAGCUCGCAGGGCGAGGUCCCCAAGGUACCAGUCACGUUCGAUGAUGUCUCGGUGUACUUCAACGAGCAGGAGUGGGAGAGGCUGGACCGAUGGCAAAAGGAUCUGUACAGGGCUGUGAUGAGGGGGAACUAUGAGAUGCUCAUCUCCCUGGACUACGCUGUGUCCAAGCCUGACAUCCUCUCCCGCAUCGAGAGGGAUGAAGAGCUCCAUGUCCAGGACGGGCAGGAGCCCCCACAGACACACAUCCGAGACAGUCAGGAGCCCUCCCGAGCGUGUACCAGUGAAGGUCAGGAGCCCCCGCAGUCACCAGAAGAGAUGGACCAGGAUGAAGAGGCUUUGGGAGAAGAUGAAGUCCCCAUGGAAGCUGACACAGAAUAUGCUGCAUCCAAGUCUGAUAUCCUCACCCGCAUCAAGAGGGACGAAGAGCUCUAUGUCCAGGACGGGCAGGACUCCCCACAGAUACACCCAGGAGAUGCUCAGAAGCCCCCACAGACAGACAGCCCUGGUGCUCAGAAGCGCCCCCAGAUACACAUCAGAGGUGAUGAGAAGCCCCCGCAGACAGACAUCCCAGAUGUUCAGAAGCCCCCACAGACCCACGUCCCAGACAGUCAGGAGCCCCCACAGGCACCAGAAAAGAAGGAGCAGAAGGAAGAGGCUCUGGGGGAUGAUAAAGUCCCAGCAAAAACUGGCACAGAACUCCCCAUCCUGGUGAUGAACGUCAUGUCCCUGAGCGCACAAAAACAUAAGCUGCGCAGGAAAGACUGGCCUGAGACGGAGAUGGAAGAGAACCCAGCUGAGUCCCACACCGGGGAAGACAAAAUGGCAUGUGAGGGGGCUUCUCCUGAAAACACCAAAGUGAAGGAAGAGGAGCCUGCGGCGCUGCAAGAGGCUUCCGCACCAUCUCCCAGCCCAGAAAUCCAGAAGUGCCCCAAAAGCGAGCAGGCCAAGGCCAAGAGCAAGAAGAAGUCAAGCAGGUGUGCCAGCAGCAGCCUGCUGAUGGGCAACUGUCGGCGCGGCUACGUGCGCGAGUGGGCGCACCCCUGCACCGAGUGUGGGAAGCGUUUCCGUCUGAAAAUCAACCUCAUCAUCCACCAGCGGAGCCACGCCAAAGAGGGGCCCUAUGAGUGUGCCAUGUGCGAAAUCAGCUUCGCGGACAAACGCCACCUGGACCUUCACCAGAGCAUCCACAUAAAAGACAGGGCCUUCGGGGCCAAGGUCUGGGGGAAUGUCCACCCAGAGCUGAGGAUCCGGCCGAGGAGGAAGUUCUGUGGGACUUUGUGUGGAGGUGCCCACGGCCUGGGCAAUGGGAUGUACACAGGGGGGCCCUGGCUGGGCCGGGCCACCGAGGAGCUGGACAGAGGGAGCCUGUCCAGCGCGUGUCUUCCCCGACACCAGAGCCCGAAGGCUCGUCGGAAGUCUGUGCUGAAAUGCAGUCAGUGCCAGAAGAGUCUCUCUUGCUCCUCUUCCCUUCAGCGGCACCUGCGGACCCACUUGCAGGCCAGACCCUACUGCUGUUCCGCCUGCAAGAAAUGCUUCACCCGCAGAACUCACCUCUCACGCCACGAGAAAAUACACGACCGCCAGAAAGCCCUGGCUGCGCUCCAGCAGCCCGCAACGGCCACGGCCCAGCCCGCCACCAUCUCACCAACACCCCAUGGAGCCCCGGAGGCAACGGCGGGUGGGAGCCUUCCUCACUUGCCAGCCCAGGCAUCCGAGAGAAUCGUUAGCCCUGCGGCUACCGCAGCGGUUCCUGCAAAUGCGCCCCCGAUGGGGCCUGCAGGACUGGGACCGGUGGGCAAGAGCUGCCAGGCCCCCGGCUCGGCUGGGCCAGGAAACAGGGCAGCGGAUUCAGGGGCGGUGGAGAAGCCGCCGCACCUCUGCCCAGAGAAACGCCACCCCUCCCCUCCUCUAGCCCUCACGCUACCGAUUAUCCUGGGUCAAAGCCUUGCAGGAGCUGGUCUCCAGCUCCCCAUCACGGUUCGGCAAGCCGACGGCAGGAGAGCUGGCCACAGCAUGGACCUUCUGGUGGUGGUUCAGAGACUGCCGGUGCCGGAAACUCUUGCUGCAGCCGUUGCACUGGAAGGGCCGCUGCUGGGUGUGCCGGCGCUGGUGCUCCUCCAGCGAGGUUUUCUGGGGGAAGCUCUCGGCGCACUCAAUGCAGCGGUAGAGCCGCUCGCCAGCAGCACUGGUCCGGGCGGGCCGGCCUGUCCAUCCACCCCGCAGCUGCACGCCGUGGAUGCGCUGGUGUUUCUGGAGGUGGUGCUUCUGGAUGAAGCCCUUGCCACAGGCUGGACAGCGGUAGGGGCGCUCGCCAGUGUGGAUGCGGUAGUGUUUGUUAAGGUUGGACUUCUCAUUGAAGCUCUUCCCGCAGGCGGGGCACUGGAAGGGCCGCUCGCCCGUGUGCAGGCGCUGGUGCCGCAGCAGCGCGGCAUGGUGGGCCAGGCUCUUCCCGCAGGCCGUGCAGAUGAAGGAGCCGUUGCUCUUCCUCGCCUGGCUCUGCUGCCGCGCCAGGAGGUUGCGCUUCAGCCGAACGCUCUUCCAGGCCAGGGGGAGGGCACGGGGCUCUUCUCCCACGGUGCAGGGACCGUGCUCCUCCGUGCCGGGCUGCAACGAGGCCGCCUCGGCAGCGUGGUCUUCUCCCAGCGGCAUCCCCUGGGGCAGGGUGAAGGGCUGGCACGUCCCCGUUCCCCAGGACUGGUCCCUGUUACCUUGGGCUCGUCCCCGCCGGGGCCCGGCCCGGGCCUGGGGGCCCAGCAGCUGCGGUGCUGGAGCUGGCGCUCGACGUGCUCCAGCCGCCGCGUGUUCUCCUGCACCAGGGCGGCCAGGGCGGCCCACUUGCGCUCCAGCCGGCUGCCGAAAUCCAGCACGGCCUUCUCCAGCCCCGUCACCUUCUUCUCGGCCGUCUCGGCUCUCCCCUCCAGGCGCCGCCGGCACGGGCAGCUGGUUGCCAGGGCAGGGGUACGAUUCUUCCCGCCGCAUGUGGAUCUUCUGGUGGACGACCAGGUGGUAGUGCCGCUUGAAGGUCUUCUGGCACACGCCGCACUGGUAGGGCCGCUCGCCCGCGUGGGUCCGGUGGUGCCGGACAAAGUCAGAGGACCAGGCGAAGCUCCUGUUGCAGCAGGGGCAGAGGAUGAGGUCGUGGGUGGCCCCGGGCGGGACGGGAAACCGGGCCCGGUGUGCAGCAGCCUGACCCAGCUGCCCGCCCGUCCCCCAGCAGCGAGCAGCCCAGGCAGCGGCGACACCCGGUGCCACAGCCUCGGGAGGAGGCCCGGCGGUGAGCCUGUCCCUGGGUUCUGCCUCUCCCCAGCGGUGCGACCGGGCAGAGGAACGGGAAUGGAGACCCCGCACCCCACGUGCUCCUACUUCCCCGCGGGUUCCCCGCCAGCACCGGUCAAUGUCCCGCGGCCCAGCGAUGCCAACAUCUCGCUGUGGACUGUGGUGGCGGCCGUGCAAGCAGUGGAACGGAGCGUGGAUGUUCACGCCGAGCGGCUGCGCAACCUGGAGCACCGGACGGUGACCACCGAGAAGAAGUACUUCGACUGCGAGAAAACAGUGGUGGAGUUCGGGAACCAGCUGGAGAGCAAGCUGGCAGCGCUGGGCACCCUCAUCCGGGAGUACGGGCAGCUCCAGCGGCGCCUGGAGAACGUGGAGAACCUCCUGGAGAAGAGGAACUUCUGGGUGCUGCGCCUGCCCCCCGGGGAGGAGGCCCCCAAGGCCCCAGGGGUCUUGGGAAGCAAUGCUGCCUACUUCUCUGCUCAAGAGAAGAAUUGUCUGGAGGAACGGCAGAAGGAGCUGCACAAAACCGUGCUGAGAGGGAAGAACGAGUCUCUGAUCUCUCUGGAUUACGCCAUCUCCAAACCUGACCUCCUGUCUCAGCUCCAGAAAGGAGAAGUGGUUUCGAGGGAGAUUCCAGCAGAACCAAGUGCAGCAGAGACUCUGCUCUUUAGACUUGAUGCGAGCACCCAGGACAGUGGAGGACUGAGGGAAAGCCAGGAGGGAAGCGCCAUGCUGGCUGAACCUGGAGCUGCAGACAGCGGCAUUCCAGAGCUGAGCUUCGCGGGCACUGUGAAGCAAGAGGAAGGGCUGUGCACGGAGGAGCGGGGAGCUGCAGAGGACGCAGAGUUUGCUGAACUCAGUGCGGUUCCAGCAGAUGAGGUGAUAACGUUCAAACUGGAGCAGCUGGAUUCAGAGGAACUCACCCAAAGCUCAGAGCCCCCUGCAACUUUAUGCAGGGAGUCGGAGGAGCUGCUUUUCCAGGGUCCCGGUGAGGCGCUGCCCUUUGAUAGUCAGUACAGCCCUCCUGUGCAGCCAGGACACCUGAGCAUGGGCAGGCUGGUGCCAUCCACUCCGCGGGAAGAGGGGCUGAGCAACAGCAAUGCUGGCACCGUCUGCGGGCAGAGCUGUCCCAGCAAGAGCCCUCGCUCGUGUGUUAUGUCUGGAAGGGGUUUCUGUCUGAAGAAGAUGCCGAUGACUCUCCGGGACAGCCACAGCACACAGCACAGCGCUGGGCACGCUGGAGACAAGGAAGGCUUCCUCUGUCGGCACGUGGAAGACAACGGGACCCACGUGGAAAACAGGAUCCACAUGGCCACGGAGCGGUUCAAGCAGAACCAGACCACAAAAUCCCGCGCCAACGUGACAGCCAUGGGCAGGGUGUAUGACAGCCCCAGGUGUGAGAAAAGCGUCGAUGCCGGUGGCAGCGGCAGCUGCCAGCCAGGUCAGAGGGGCCGCCCACGGGAGAGGCCUUACAAGUGCAACAAGUGCCAGGAGUGCUUCUCCCAAAAGAAAACCCUCAUCAUCCACCAGCGUCUGCACACGGGCCGGAGCGCGGGGGUCCUAUGGUGCCCAUACUGUGGGAAGACCUUCAGCCACCCCUCCACUCUGCUUCGGCACCAGAGGAUCCACACAGGGGAGAGGCCAUACCAGUGCAAUGAGUGCCCAAAGCGCUUCACCCAGAAGCAGCACCUCCUCCAGCACGGGAAGAUCCACCUGCGCGAGAGGAACUGGGUGGUCACGCAGAGUGUGAGAAAGGCCCCGCCACACAGCUUGCGGCGGGUCCCCGCUGCCCCCCCGACGGUGGGACCCGUGCCCGCGCCUCAGCUCACGCCUCCCGCAGAGCCCGACGCUCCCGGACGCGACGCCCGGGCCCGGUCGGAAGGUGGGAACCGGCCGUGCGCUCCGAGCUGUGAGGAUGAGGACGGCAGAGGUGACCCCGCAGAGACCGACCCCGAAGACAGCAUAAUCCAUAUUAAGCAAGAGGAGGAGUCGUGUGCUGCAGAUCAGCAGGAGGAGGAGGCUGGAGAAGCUCCUGAAGAGCCCUGCCCAGCAGAAGAAGUGUUUUAUGAGCCUGAGGUUUCAAAUCGGACCAAGCAAGGCAAAGAGGCAUGUGCCAGGGGGCUGCCAGGCACAGAGGGUGAGGACCUCCCGAGAGACCCUGACACAGGGCUUCAGACUUAUGGAACUGAUGUUUUAUCGUGGAUUAAACAGGAGGAGGAGCCACGCUUCUCUCAACGACAAGACUUGGAGAAAGGAGAAAUCUCUACAGAUCCAAGUGCAGCACAUGAUGAAAACACAAAGAGGGACUCUCCAGAUUGCUUUGAAAGCACCGUGCGUGACUCGGAGGUACCAGGAAGACCUGGAGAGAAGUUUUCCAAGGAUCCUAGCCCCAGAGUGCCAUGGGACAGCCAGUGGAAUUCAGAAAUGAUGGAAACAACCACGACUGGGAAUGGCCUGGAGGGUGAUGCUCGGUACGACCGAGGGUUUGGCGAGCACUUGGAUUUCUUCAGCCCUCAGGAAAACAGUGUCGGGAAGAGACCGUGCACAUACAACAAAUGUGAGAGAAACUCCAGCCAGCAGGACCAUCAUCAGACUCCCCCGGGUGCCCAAGAAGGGGAGGUGUUUCCAGGCACAGCUACAGGCCCCACGUGCGAGAAGAGUCUCCAUGAAAGGGUGUUCCACGUGCUGCCCUCGCAGCCGUGCGUGAAGGACACGGGGCGGGGGGCUGCUCCCCACUCCUGUGAGGCGACGACCCACGCCGAACACGGACAGAACCCUGCGGGAGGAACUGGUCUUGGUGACCACAACAGCCUCGGCGGAGAGGAGCAGCUGGGUGUGGAAAGCGAGGAGAGCUUCCUGGCAGACAACCCCUUAGCCAGCCCCUGCUGGGACCAUCCGCAGGACAAGGCAGAGGGUUGCACCAGGUGCAGGCAGCACUUCGCGCCCCGCAGCAGCCCGGCCAGCCAGCACCAGAGCCAGGGCAGAGGCAAGUCCUACAUUUGCAGCGAUUGUGGGAAAAGCUUCGUUUGCCAUUCGUGGCUUGUUAGACACCAGAUGACUCACACGGGAGAGCGGCCCUACAAGUGCUCCGAGUGUGACAAAAGCUACAGGAGAAAGGAUUAUCUUCUAAACCACCAGCGCCGGCACUCGGGAGAGGGGCUCUUCCAGUGUCCCCUCUGCAGGAAGAGAUUUGUGCUCAGGAGGAGUUUCAUGAAGCAUCAGGAAAGUCACAUGCAAGAAACGCACCUGACGUUGGCCAGUUGGCCCUGCACGGAGAUCAGGGGGUCUGUAAUGGCUGGCUGGUGCUGUGACACAGGGAAGCUGUUUUUCUGUGAAAGGGGACCUGGCUUCUCCCCGUGUGCCGAAGACUCGCCUGCGAAUGCCACCAGCGGGGUGUACAAGAACAGUACCGUUUCUUUCUAUGGCUUUCCUUUACGAAAUAAACCUCUCCUGAAGCAAUGGAUUCACAACAUGGGCCGGGACAUCGGGACACCCUCCAAGUAUCAGCGACUGUGUUCGAAUCAUUUUGAGGACAGUUCUUUUGUAAUUGACCCCUUCAAAAUUAGGAAAAACAGACGCCUGCUGAAAGAAGCUGUUCCCAAAAAAUUCAUUUUGGGCGAAGAUGGAAACUGGCUCGUUGGCACACCUCAAAGUUUCUGUGGUAGGAUGAGUAAUAAAAUGCGAAAACGAAUCCGGAAUCCUGAGCACUUGAGGGUCCCUGGGACGUUUGAUAACGCUGCAGCAUGUACGGGGAAGGACGUGGAAGAUUGGCAGGAAGAAUUUUACAAGAAACUGAUAAAGGAGAAUCAUGAAUCUUUAACCACGUUGAGUAAAGGGUCCCCAACUCCUCGUCUGCUCCGGCAGUGGAGGAACCAGCUCCGGGAGUCUCAGACCCUGGGUGAGCCCCGUGGGCAGCACUGCCGGCUGCUCCUGCCUUUGGAUCAAACCUGCGGUUUUACCACAGCAGUCACCUCAAAUCUCACCAAAGCCGUGUGCCAGCAAGAGGGCUUGUGGGAGUGCCGGCGCUGGGGCCAGGUGCUGGUGGUGAUGCUGGUGCCAAUGUCGAUGCUGGUGUCAGCGCCAACGCUGGUGCUGAUGGCAGUGCCGGAGCUUGGUGCCAGUGCCAAUCCCAGUGCCGACGCUGGUGCUGGUGCUGGUGGCGAUACUAGUGCGGACACUGGUGCUGAUACCGGGCUGGGGGAGCGAUACCAAGGCCACGUGCCCCCUCCCACCCGUGCCCUCCCUGCGGCCCAGGUGCAGGAGUGGAACGUGGAGGCCCCCCACCUGAUGCCUCUGCAGCCGCCGCUGCUGCCGGAGCGGGCGCACGUGCGGGAGGCGCAGCUCCACUCCGCCGAGGCCUCGCUCUGGACUGUGGUGGCCACGGUGCAGGCGAUGGAGAGGAAGAUCGACCUCCUGGCCACCCGCCUGCUCAGCCUUGAGGGACGGUCCGGCACAGCCGAGAAGAAGCUUCUGGACUGCGAGAAGACGGCCAUGGAGUUCGGGAACCAGCUGGAGAGCAAAUGGGCCGUGCUGGGCACCCUCAUCCAGGAGUACGGGCUGCUCCAGCGGCGCCUGGAGAACGUGGAGAACCUCCUGAAGAACAGGAACUUCUGGGUGCUGCGCCUGCCCCCAGGCCCCCGGGGUGAAGUCCCCAAGGUGCCAGUGACGUUUGUUGACAUUGCCGUCUACUUCUCGGCAGAGGAGUGGAAGAAUUUGGAGGAGUGGCAGAAAGAGCUGUACAAUAACCUGGUGAAGGAGAACUAUGAGUCUUUGCUCUCCCUGGAUGGUGCCCUGUCCAGAAACGAGGUGCAGCCCCGUGGCGAGCGCGGGGAGGGACCCUGCAUCCCCGAGCAGAGGGAGCUGGAGCAGAGGGAGCUGCCACCGGACACCUGCGCAGAGUCGCUGAUCUCCACCUCCGACAUCCUGUCCCGGAUCAAGCAGGAGGUGGCGUUUGUGGGGGAGCAGCAGUUUGCCGAGGAGCGGGCACUGCCAGCGGACCCCUGCGCAGGCGCAGAUGCCCUGAUCACGGCGCACGACUUCUUGUCGUGGAUCAAGCAGGAGGAAGAACCCUGCGUCCGUGAGCCCUGGGAGCUGCCGGAGAGGGAGAUGCUGACAGGUCCUGGUCCCGGUCCUGCAGCUGGCGAGGGGCUGCUGGUGAAGUCGGAGGAGCGGUGCCCCCACGCCGAGCCCCCCGAGGAGGUGGGUUUACCAGGUGGCUCCGGGGAGCUGCUCUUCCCUGGCGCGGGCUUCGGGAGUCCCGAGGGACAGGCUGCGGUGACAGCGGCGGCAGCGGCAGCGGCGGCAGCUCUGCCUCCGCAGCACAGACUGGGCAAAACCUCCGGCUCGGAAGCGGGGCCGGGGGCCGAGGCGUCGGGGCUCCCCACUGCCACGCCGGGGCCCACCGAGGAGCGGCCGCACGGCUGCGCCGAGUGCGGGAAGAGCUUCAGCGGGAAGAAGAGCCUGCGGAUCCACCAGCGGAGCCACGCGGCUGAGCGGCCUUACCCCUGCGCCGAGUGCGGCAAGAGCUUCAACUGCCACUCGGGGCUGGUGCGGCACCAGAUGAUCCACCGCGGCGAGCGGCCCUACAAGUGCUCCGAGUGUGACAAAAGCUACAGGAGAAAGGAUUAUCUUCUAAACCACCAGCGCCGGCACUCGGGAGAGGGGCUCUUCCAGUGUCCCCUCUGCAGGAAGAGAUUUGUGCUCAGGAGGAGUUUCAUGAAGCAUCAGGAAAGUCACAUGCAAGAAACGCACCUGACGUUGGCCAGUUGGCCCUGCACGGAGAUCAGGGGGUCUGUAAUGCAUUCCAUAUAAAAACAUCCUUUCCUGCUGUGGGUUUUGCAGCCCCCUGGGCUGUCACCGUUGCUGGGCA
Molecule: messenger RNA, 9382 nt
Organism: Athene cunicularia (burrowing owl)
Lineage: Eukaryota; Metazoa; Chordata; Aves; Strigiformes; Strigidae
Exons: 31
Coding region: 1-9324 (3107 amino acids)
Biological process (GO): regulation of DNA-templated transcription
Source: RefSeq, a predicted model, not a curated record